AUGAGUAUCUUUGAUUGUAGUUUUCAUUUAAUCCCUCUUGAAUGGUAAUGGAUUAACAAUAUCAAUCUUCAAUUGUUUUUGUAAUUAUUAUAAUAAUUUCUUAAUAUUUACAAUUCAUUAUAACUUCAAAAGGAUUUGAUAAGGUAUUAAUUAUGUGGAUUACAAAUCCAAAAGAUAAACAUAUCUAAUUCAAAAGAAUUUAAUCUAAUAAAUAUGAUCAAGAGUUAUGCUUUAUAUUUAUAUAUGGUGAACUUAAUUUUCUAAUCCCUUUUUUGA
Molecule: messenger RNA, 276 nt
Organism: Paramecium pentaurelia
Lineage: Eukaryota; Ciliophora; Oligohymenophorea; Peniculida; Parameciidae
Source: the annotation of a GenBank genome assembly